AUGACCAAAUACAUUCUGGUCUCGGGCGGUGUGGUCAGUGGAAUCGGCAAGGGCGUCAUCGCCUCGUCCACCGGCCUCCUCCUCAAAACGAUCGGUCUCAAAGUGACCGCUAUCAAGAUCGACCCGUAUAUGAACAUCGACGCAGGAACGAUGCGGCCUACCGAGCACGGCGAAGUCUACGUCCUCAACGACGGCGGCGAAGUCGACCUCGACCUCGGCAACUACGAGCGCUACCUCAACGUGACUCUAAGCAGAGAUAACAACAUCACCACCGGCAAAAUAUACCGUCAAGUGAUCGAAAAAGAGCGCAAAGGCGAAUACCUAGGCAAAACAGUCCAAAUCGUGCCCCACAUCACCAACGCAAUCCAAGACUGGAUCGAGCGCGUAUCCAAAAUCCCCGUCGACGCAUCCGGCGAGGAGCCCGACGUGUGCAUCGUCGAGUUGGGCGGGACAGUCGGCGACAUCGAGAGCGCGCCGUUUGUCGAGGCGAUGCGGCAGUUCCAGUUCCGCGUUGCGCAGCAGCAUACCACUUCAAGUGCAACUUCCAGUGCCAGUGGAGCGACUUCGUACGCAGGAGGCGGCGGCUUCUCCCCCAACUUCGCCCUAAUCCACGUCUCCCUCGUCCCCGACAUGCACGGCGAACAAAAGACCAAACCGACCCAAACCACCAUCCACUCCCUGCGCGGGCUCGGCCUCCUCCCCGACAUCAUCGCCUGCCGCCUGCUCUCCCCCACCCCACUCCACCUAGCGACGAAGCAGAAAAUCAGCAUGUUCUGCCAUGUCAGCGAGAAGCAGGUCGUGGGCGUGCAUGAUGUGAGCAGUGUGUACCAUGUGCCGCUGGUGCUGGAGGAGCAGGGGGUGGUGAGGUAUUUGAUGGGGCGGUUGGGGCUGGAGGAGGUGAGGGUGAAGAGGGCGGUGAGGGGGUUGGGGGUUAGUAGGGGGCUGGGGAGGGGGGGCAGGGAGGGAGAGGAGAUGGGGGUGGAUGAGGAGGAGGAGGUGAAGAGGGUUUGGGCGGAGAGAAGGGCUUAUGGGCGCGAGCUUGGGAAGAGGUGGCGGGAGCUUACAGCCGGCCAAGAACGCCUCUUCGACAAAGUAUCCAUCGCGCUCGUGGGCAAAUACACAGAUCUCAAGGAUAGCUAUAUGUCCGUCAGCAAGGCGCUCGAGCAUUCGGCGUUUAGAGUGCAUAGGAAGUUGACUGUGCAUUGGGUCGAAUCAUCCGACCUCGAACCCGAAACCCAAGAAUCCGCACCAGCGCGCUACCACGACGCAUGGCGCGCCGUCGUCGGCGCACACGGCAUCCUCGUCCCCGGCGGAUUCGGCCACCGCGGUACAGAGGGCAUGAUGCUCGCUAUCAAGUACGCGCGGGAGCAGCGCGUGCCGUUUUUGGGUGUUUGUCUGGGGUUUCAGUUGGCGGUUGUUGAAUGGGCGAGGGGGGUUUUGGGGAUUGGUGAUGCGACGUCGGGCGAGUUUGACCCGGAUGCGAAGAAUCAACUUAUCAUCUUCAUGCCUGAAAUCUCGCGUACGCAUAUGGGCGGGACAAUGCGGCUAGGUCUGCGCCCUACCGUCUUUGGUCCUGAGACUUUAUCACCCUCAUCCUCCUCAACGUCAUCUUCAUCCUCAUCCUCAUCCUCAACCUCAACCUCAUCCGCUUCAUCAACCACACCUACAUCGACACCCACACAUAAAGUCACGUCGACGAUCCGCAAGCUGUACGGCGGCGCCGGCACGAUUUGGGAGAGGCAUAGGCAUCGCUAUGAGGUGAACCCUGCGUAUGUGGAUAGGUUGCAGGCGAGCGGGAUGCGGUUUGUAGGCAAGGACGAGAAGGGCGAGAGGAUGCAGGUUUGCGAGCUUGCUGACCACCCGUUCUUUGUGGGUAUGCAGGCGCACCCGGAGUUCUGCACGCGCCCUUUGAACCCGUCGCCGCCUUUCUUAGGGUUCGUCGCUGCUGCGUGCGAUUUCAGCUCGGGGAUCACAUCGUCGCCGUCCUACCCCGACAUCUCGCCUUCUUCGACACCCACACCCUUCGCGCCUUCCGCUCCAACCACCAAAAUCUCCUCCUCCUCCACUACCUCCUCCUCCUCCACCAGCACCACCACCAACGGCACCCACACCCACCCAGACCCAGACACCACCGCCAACCAAAGCGUCCUGGGCACACAGCUCGCGCUGCAGAUGGAGACGUACGAGCCGCCGCACCCGAAAGAGGCGAUGGUGAGCGAGGCGCAGAUUAAGGCGCGCGCGGAGGCGGGGGAGGGCGAGGAUGAGAGGCGGAGAGAGGUGGAUGGGUUGAGUGAGCAUAUGAAGGUUGUGCAGGUUGUUAAUGAGGAUGGGCUGUAA
Molecule: messenger RNA, 2337 nt
Organism: Psilocybe cubensis
Lineage: Eukaryota; Fungi; Basidiomycota; Agaricomycetes; Agaricales; Agrocybaceae
Exons: 8
Coding region: 1-2337 (778 amino acids)
Biological process (GO): CTP biosynthetic process; pyrimidine nucleobase biosynthetic process
Cellular component (GO): cytoophidium; cytoplasm
Molecular function (GO): CTP synthase activity; identical protein binding
Source: RefSeq, a predicted model, not a curated record